Molecule: messenger RNA, 738 nt
Organism: Rotaria sp. Silwood2
Lineage: Eukaryota; Metazoa; Rotifera; Eurotatoria; Philodinida; Philodinidae
Source: the annotation of a GenBank genome assembly
AUGUCUAAGAAUAAUCUUUCAGCAAAAGAUGAAGCAUUAUUAAUACUUGAAUAUCUUGAAAGUGAACAUAUGUCAAAAACAUUUUUAAAUUUUCUUGAUGAAAGUAAACAUCUUAGUCAACUUCGUUCAAAUCUUUAUUCUAAUUAUGAAAAAUCUCAACAAAUAAAUACAAAUGAAAAUGAUUAUGAAGUCAAUGAAUUUCAAACAUUUUUUAAUUUAUCAAAACAAAUUGUUUCAAAAUUAACUAAUAAUAAUCAACAACAAAAUGAUCAAAUAUCAUUUUUAUUAGAUAAAAGUUCGAAUGAUUUAAAUUUUGAUGAUGAUUUUUUAAAUGAUUUAGUUAGUCAAACACCACCAAUGGAUUAUCAAAAUUAUUUACCUGAUACACCAAUACCAUCAGUAUUACCAUCAAUAAUUAAUAAUGAAAAUGAUGAUUUUAAUUCUAUAGAACAAUUAUUUGCUAUACAACAUGAUACACCAUCACAACAAAUCGUACAACCUAUAUCUGAUGCAUCAUCACGAUUAACAUUAACAGUACCAUAUACAAAAUGUAUUGUUGUUACACAAGAUUUUCUUCAAUCAAUGUAUAAUCAACAAUCAACAAUAACAAAUAAUACUAAUAAUAGUAUAAAUUAUAUUCAUAGAGCAAAACGUCGUAGACGAAGAUUAAAAGUUGGAAAAGAAAAUUAUUAUCAACAAAGAACAAUUAUGCCAAGAACAUCACCGAAUCAUCAUUAA